This is a messenger RNA of Eutrema salsugineum, 441 nucleotides long. RefSeq names its product S-protein homolog 6. Bases 1 to 441 code for a protein of 146 amino acids. NCBI's taxonomy places the organism in Eukaryota, Viridiplantae, Streptophyta, Magnoliopsida, Brassicales, Brassicaceae. The record is from RefSeq and is a predicted model, not a curated record. The transcript has a single exon.
AUGAAAACUCCUAAACAAAUCAUUUUUCUACUUAUCAUCAUAUUCUUCACCUUAACGAUCAUCUUCACGUCGAUGCUUCAGCCACAAACCAUGCUAUUGGGAAAGGAAUACGACGUACGUGUAAUCAACAGCUUCAGAGACAACUCAUCUCUCCCUCUAGUGAUCUGGUGCAACUCGCCGCAAGGAGAACUCGGUGGUCGUGCGCUUCAAGAAGGAGACGACUUCAGAUGGACGGCCAGGAUCGAGUUGUGGUCGUGGAAAGCAGACUAUACAUGUACAAUGAAGUGGGAAUCUAAGAGGAAGAGGUUCGAUGCGUUUAAGAUUUCAAGGGACAUCAAUAGAUGUGGAUUUACAGGGAAAUGUUCUUGGUCCGUUAGAGAAGAUGGGUUUUACUUUAGUAGUGAUGAGGUUUAUUGGACCAAAGAUUUUUCUUGGUUGUAA